AACUACCAAGGACCUCUUAACGAUACCUAUUCACCCCCCAAUGUUCUUCCCCCAGACGCCACUGUCGAUCCUUUAAGCGUUGCUCUCGGCAGAUUCUCCCGCCAACUCAUAACCCUACGUCUCUCGGCUUCUAUGACAAACGACUUCUGGCUGAGCCUAGAGUCCGCGUCAUCCUAGCCCCACAUGAGAGAAUUGCAUGUCAGUCCAUCCCGCGCCGCCCCAGACGGCAGAUGGCUACUGGACCGGGACGAUGUGAUAGCUCGAGACUUGGACAGAAAUCCACCAGUCGAGUCACCAUUCGAGGUCUUGGACAUGUCGGCCCCUGACGCACCUGCGCUCGAGGACCGGCCCUGGAAAACCUUCCGCGUGCGAGCAAGUACCGAAGCCACGCACGAUCUGCUGCUCUCUGCUGCCCAGGCAGCGAAGCGCAUGCCGGAGCUCAAAACCUGCCAUGUGGGGGUAACAUGUGGGCCGGGGGGCUUCCUUAUGGACUACUCGGCUAUGACAUCGUCUCUCGGGUUCAAGGUAGAUCACGGCUGGGAGCUAGAGGCUGAGAUGGAAGAGGCGUGGCGGGGUGCAUUUAGGAAACACCGAGGGUCGGGCAGCGAGUUGGACGUUCGCGUUGAGGCUCGGCCCCCUUCAAAACCUGAUCGAAGCAUCCCAUAUUACUCCUCCUACUAGGCUUACGGGGUGGGGUGGCUUGGAGCAGAAGGACCCCUUCGGAGGCGUAAUGGGAGAUAUACAUAAGUACAGAUCCGAACACUGAGUCAAAGACGCUUGCUCAUUAAUCGAUCUUAAUGGAUCUUGAAGGUUGUGAAGUCUAAAGUUUCCAACAAAUUAUAGACUUUCAGGAGGAUCAAAUUAGCAGUCUUGGCACAAUCAGGCUACCCGGUAAUAUUCAGCAUCUCUCCUCAUUGGGAAGAAUCUGUGCCUGCCAAGACCCAGAUACAAGGGAAUCCUAGUCGGAUAUUCGGCGCGAAGGAGCUGCAACCCUGCUAGAUUGCACCAUUGAGGGGCAGCAUUGCUUCAAGGCAAUAUCA
Messenger RNA from Phialemonium atrogriseum, 1040 nucleotides. RefSeq lists its product as uncharacterized. The record is from RefSeq and is a predicted model, not a curated record. Bases 184 to 681 code for a protein of 165 amino acids. The transcript has a single exon. Lineage: Eukaryota; Fungi; Ascomycota; Sordariomycetes; Cephalothecales; Cephalothecaceae.